GUCACUUGUAGAGGAACUUUCUAGUGGACACUGACUGACUGGACAGCCAUCCAUCCGUCAGUCGUCGUUCGACUGCAGUCCACCGCGAGUGAAUUCUUUCCUGUUCUUUAACAUGGAAUCACGUGGUUUACUGCCGUACCGGGAUGUGAUCGGAAAUGUGGCGGGAAUACUAACGGUGGCUCAGUUCCUUAGCGGAUGCUUCGCGUGCAAUCAAAUUCGUCUGAAAGGCACUUCAGAAGGUUGUUCACCGUUACAGUUUGUGCUGGGUGCGGCAUUGACUGCGUUGCAGUUGAAGUACUCCCAACUGCUUGGGGUGAAAACCCUGAUUCUCACUAGUGCUUAUUCGAUGGCCAUUUGCGUGGUUUACUCCGCUUGGUAUUUGGUGUACACUCCGGCUAGAAAACGAGGUGCGUUCUGGAGGUUAGUUUUCGAAACUGUUGCUGUUGUGGGUGCCAUCCUACUCUAUGCUGGUAUGGAGAGUCCUGAGAAAGUAAAGUACCGCUUCGGAAUGUUGGUAACUGUGCUGACUCUGGCUUAUAUUGGACUUCCGUUGAUGAGGCUGGGUGAAAUCGUUAAACGCAAAAGUUGUGAAGGACUCCCACUGCCGGUUAUUUUGGCCAGUACGGGUGCUUCCGUACUCUGGCUUUUGUACGGGAUCAUCUUGCACAACUAUUUCAUCAUUACACAGAAAGUGAUUGCACUUGGUCUGUGCAUCGCUCAGCUAUCCAUGUUUGUAAUUUAUCCGGCGCCCAAAAUUGGAACAGUAAAUAAAACAAAAUAGGUACAGUAGCAGCAGCAGCAGCAGCAGGUACUGUGAAAACAGGGCCACGCCAACCAAACACUACCUUGCUGGUGACACAGAACAGGCAGAACGACGGCUGAUGGAAUUCCAGACUAAGUUUUAAUCAAACAACCACCAGACGACGACGCUUUAAAUUUGUGGAACGUAUGAUGAUUUCGUUGACCGUGGUGUGACACUUUUGAUAUCGCUUGGAAGAAAAAUACAUGAACCGUAAAACAGAAA
This is a messenger RNA of Wyeomyia smithii (pitcher-plant mosquito), 1024 nucleotides long. RefSeq names its product sugar transporter SWEET1-like. Gene Ontology annotation, biological process: carbohydrate transport. The transcript has 4 exons. NCBI's taxonomy places the organism in Eukaryota, Metazoa, Arthropoda, Insecta, Diptera, Culicidae. Gene Ontology annotation, cellular component: membrane. Gene Ontology annotation, molecular function: sugar transmembrane transporter activity. The coding region runs from base 113 to 781 and encodes 222 amino acids. The record is from RefSeq and is a predicted model, not a curated record.